GGCUAUCUUUGUCCAGUCCUCGUCUCGCCUUCGUUAUAUAGGCUUCAGUUAAUCUUCUCUUUUACUUUAGUAGCAUAGCUUUUAAUUUCGGUUACGUAGUUAUUACGUUUUUAUUUUAUUUUUUAUUUGUAUUCAUCCAAUAGUUUCUACUGGGACCAGUGGGGAGUUUUUACAAGAUAGAGGGACUAUUUAUCGCUGAUAAGGAAAAACGAGGAAAACGCUGACUUGCUGACGCCUGUGGGAGUUGAAAAGAUUGCCAAAGCGCCUGGUUCUUAUCAGACGAGCAGGUGAUAAGGAAUAGUGCUUCCCUUAUUUCUACUUCUGGAUCGCUACUGAUACCAGUACAUCAAGCCUCCCUUCGGCGAGCCCAGGAAUAUUGAGGAGAAAGGCUCAUGCAUGGAUAAGUUAUGGAGUCAGACAAGGAUAAAACAGGGAAGAAGGAAAAUCCCCGUGCCUCUGCUAGUAUUCUCUCCGCCCUCACUUUCAGUUGGACAUUGCCCCUGUUCUGGGAGGGGUUCAACAGGGAUUUGACAGUAGAUGAUUUGCCUGAGCCCUUGAAUGAACAUAGCUCAGCGUUUCUCGGUGACCAAAUAGAAAAAUUAUGGGAUGAAGAAGUCGCUAAAGCCCAACGUAAGAAGACGGAGCCAAGUCUAUUACGGGUCGUUGUAAAAAUGUUUGGUUUGCGUUUGAUGCUGUAUGCAAUAGUCCUUUUUAUUUCAGAGAUCAUUUUAAGAGUGAGUCAACCAUUGUUGCUUGGAGGCCUCAUUAGAUAUUUCUCAAGUCCUAACAUGUCCAAAGACGAAGCCUACUUUUACGCUGUUGGUGUCAUCACUUGUUCUGGCCUCACGGUGUUUAUGAUGCAUCCGUACAUGAUGGCUAUAAUGCAUACCGGAAUGAAAGUUAGGAUUGCAGCGUGCUCUCUAAUAUACAGGAAGUCCUUGAAACUGAGUAAAACUGCACUAGGACAAACUACUGCCGGCCAAGUUGUCAACUUGUUAUCGAAUGAUGUCAGUCGAUUCGAUAUUGCUUUUAUUUUUCUACAUAUUUUGUGGAUCGGACCUCUUCAAACUUGUCUUGUUACUUAUCUGAUGUGGACACAAAUGGGAUUGGCUGUAUUACUCGGACUCAUCGCUUUGUUACUGUUUAUCCCAUUUCAAGGUUGGCUCGGUAAAAGAGCAUCUUCUUUGCGGUUAAAAACAGCCGCUCGAACAGAUGAAAGAGUUAGAGUCAUGAAUGAAAUUAUAUCUGGAAUACAAGUCAUUAAAAUGUAUACUUGGGAAAAACCUUUUGCUCACCUGGUAGAAGUUGCUAGAAGAAAAGAAAUAAAUGAGAUUACGAAAACCUCCUAUAUUAAAGGAAUUAUGCUGUCAUUUAUUAUAUUCCAUGCUAGAACUGCAAUCUUCUUCACAAUUCUAUCGUAUGUUCUUCUCGGUAACAGGAUAAAUGCUGAAAAGGUGUUCGUUUUGACGUCAUUUUACAGUAGUUUAAGGCAAACUAUGACUGUAUUCUUUCCACAAGCGAUCACCCAAGUUGCUGAAGGCCUUAUAUCAGUUAAAAGGAUUAAAGAUUUCUUGAUGAUUGACGACCAACAGAUGAAGAAACCAAAACAUAUAAUUAAAGCUAAUGGAAAAGUCGAUUUGGAAAAUAACGGAAUUCAGCUCCUCAGCGAUGAAAAGAAAGUUCCCCUUACGGCCGUCCAUUUUACUGGAAAAACGGAUAAACCUGGUAUUUUCAUGAAGAAUACAACUGCUAAAUGGGUGGAAAGCUCACAUGAAAAUACGCUGAGCAAUAUAACGUUAGAUUUUGUUCCUGGAUUACUCACAGCUAUCAUUGGACCUGUUGGGUCUGGGAAGACAUCACUUUUCCAUGCUAUUUUAAGGGAAUUGAACCUCUCAAGUGGAUCGAUACAAGUUAACGGUCAAGUAUCGUAUGCUUCUCAAGAGCCAUGGCUUUUCCAUGGAAGUGUGCGUCAGAAUAUUCUUUUUGGUCUCGAUUACAAUCGUGACAGAUAUAGGCAUGUCGUGAAGGUUUGUUCCCUUCGAACUGAUUUUGAACUGCUUCCUUACGGUGAUAAGACCAUUGUGGGAGAAAGAGGUGUCUCCUUAAGUGGAGGCCAACGAGCGAGAAUCAACCUGGCCAGAGCUGUCUAUAAGAAUGCAGAUAUUUAUCUUUUAGAUGAUCCUUUGUCAGCAGUCGAUACCCAUGUUGGAAAACAUUUAUUUGAAGAUUGUAUCCAAGGGUAUUUGAAGAAGAAGACAGUGAUCCUUAUCACUCACCAGUUGCAAUACCUGGAUAGUGUAGAUCAAAUUGUAUUACUUGAAAAUGGGAUUGUUUCUGCUGUUGGUUCAAAUGAGACACUUCAACAAUCAGGUCUUGAUUUUACUAAAUUAAUGUCUGAAAAGGAACAUAAGGAAGUUGUGGAAGAAAAACCUGUAAUUCGAACACUCGGAAGCAGACAAUCAUCUAUUCAGAGUAUGGCAUCUUCCUGCUAUGAUGAAAUAAACACAGAAAUCCCAGUGGAAGUCGCCGAAACUCAAACGAAAGGCACAGUUAGCGGAAGAGUGUACAGGGCCUAUAUUGCCGCGGGUGGCGGUUGUUGCCACGGUCUCUUCUUACUCUUCAUGUGUAUGUUUUCUCAGGUUCUCGCCAGCGGUGGCGACUACUGGAUCACUUACUGGGUAAACAUGGAAGAACAUUUUUAUGGUACAGGAAAUGGUGAAUCAAAUUUAAGGAAUGUCACAUCCGCACUAAGUGCCGAAAUAAGUAGCAACAUCACUAACAUUGUUAAUGAUACAGUGACCUCUGCGAUCAAUGACACACUGACCUCUACAGUGAAAGAUGUUCCUUAUGCUUUUGUAGUCUCGAGGGAAACCUGCAUUCAUGUAUUCACUGGAAUAACUAUAGCUACAAUAAUUGUAACCAUUUUCAGAUCGUUUUUAUUUUUCUACAGCUGCAUGCAAGCUUCAAUUAGGCUUCAUAAUAGGAUGUUUGAAUCUAUAACCCGAGCUACGAUGUGGUUCUUCAACAAUAAUACUUCUGGAAGGAUAUUGAACAGAUUUUCUAAAGACAUGGGAGCCAUUGAUGAACUCUUGCCGUCAUGUAUGAUGGAUGUAAUACAAAUUGGUAUUACUUUGCUGGCCAUUAUAAUUGUGGUAUCAUCCGUCAAUCCCUACCUCCUCGUUCCCACUUUUGGAUGCGCCCUUAUUUUUUAUUUCCUCCGAAAAUUUUAUUUGUCUACUUCCAGAAGUGUUAAAAGAUUGGAAGGUGUAUCGAGAAGUCCUGUAUUUGGUCAUUUGAAUGCUUCAAUACAGGGUCUAACAACGAUUCGAGCAUUUAGAGCAGAGAAGAUUUUAAAAGAAGAAUUUGAUAACCAUCAGGAUCUUCAUUCUUCUGCUUGGUACUUGUUCAUCGCAUCAAGCAGAGCUUUUGGAUUCUGGUUGGAUGUAGUCUGCUUAGUAUAUAUAGGAAUGGUGACUCUUAGUUUUCUGGUUUUAGGAGGAGAAAAUUUUGGAGGAAAUGUUGGUCUUGCAAUAUCGCAAGCUAUCAAUCUGACUGGGAUGUUCCAGUGGGGUAUGAGGCAAUCGGCGGAACUAGAAAACCAAAUGACAUCGGUGGAAAGAGUUCUCGAAUACUCUGACAUAGAAAUGGAACCACCAUUGGAGUCCCCACCUGAUAAGAAGCCAAGGGCUACUUGGCCUGAAAAAGGAAGAGUUGAAUUUAUCGAUGUCCAUCUCCGUUACAGUGCUGCUGAACCAUGGGUUUUGAAGAACUUGAAUUUUGUCAUAUUACCGCAACAGAAGGUUGGAAUAGUUGGAAGAACUGGAGCUGGAAAAUCUUCGCUGAUUUCUGCUCUCUUCCGCCUGUCGGAAGUUGAUGGAGAAAUUACAAUAGACGAUAUUGAAACUUCUACUAUUGGUUUACACGAGCUUAGAUCUAAAAUUUCAAUCAUCCCGCAAGAACCUGUUCUUUUCUCGGGAAGAUUGAGGAAGAACCUCGAUCCGUUUGAUGAAUUUUCUGAUGAUGUACUGUGGAAUGCUCUUGAUGAGGUCGAAUUAAGAGAAGUAGUGAAGGAAUUGCCAGGUGGCCUGCACGCACAAAUAUCAGAAGGAGGUUCAAAUAUGAGUGUUGGUCAGAGGCAGUUGAUAUGCCUAGCACGUGCCAUCAUUAGAAACAACAGGAUUUUGGUUUUGGAUGAAGCUACAGCUAAUGUUGAUCCACAGACUGAUUCAUUAAUUCAAGAAACCAUCAGAUCAAAGUUCGCAGACUGCACAGUAUUAACAAUAGCUCACAGGCUCAAUACUGUAAUGGACUCUGACAAGAUAUUAGUUAUGGAUGCUGGAACUAUGGUGGAAUUUGACCAUCCUCAUAUCCUUCUUCAGAAUAAAUAUGGUUUCUUACACAAGAUGGUCCAGCAAACUGGAAAAGCCACAGAGGAAACCUUAACCAAGAUCGCUAGUGAGAGUUAUCUAUUAAAAAAAUCUGAGGAACCAGAGGAAAGCAGUGUCAUCUAGGCGCCAUUAUCUAAUUACCUAAGGACUUUAUUUUCCACUUCACAAAAACAUUUUGGAUCAAGUGUUACUGCAGCGCUAUUUUGUGCUGUACCAUAAUCAUGAAGAGUCAUAUUAUUGGUAGCAGCCAUCUAUUGAACAGAUUUUUUAAAUAAAUAUAUAUUUUAAAUGCUGUCAUCAAUUAACAUUACUCGUAAAGGAAAGUCUUUGAAAAAGUGUAAAGUAUAGAUUUUGAAUCUGUCCACCAGAUAUGAAUUGUAUAUUUUAAAAUGUAUGAUAGUAUUUUUCAUAUAGUUUGUAAUUUAAUUAUUUUCCCUCUUAGUAUGCUUAGCUGUUAAGAGACUGAGAGAAAUGUUCAAACAUUUGGUAUAAUUAUAUUUUAUGAAGCUAAUAAAAAAUGUACAUUUUUAAUGUAUAUUUAAAAUUUUUAAUAUUGAUUUGCAUGUUGUGAUGUGCCUUUGUAAAGGAAUCUUGGUUUUUAAUGAGCUGAAUUUAAAUUUUGAAAUAUAUACAUAGAUAUAUUCUUUUCCAUCAAGUGGAAUUUUUAUUAUUUUCAGUUUUUACAUAUUUAUGUAUUUUAUGUACCUGUAACUUGCGGAUACUUAAAUGUUUUAUAUUAAUCACUAAUUUAUCAAACAAGUUCCUGAGAUUGUUACUUAUAUAAAUAGUUAUAAACUAUUUUAACUGUAAUUCAUAAUUACAGGCCAACUUAAAAUGUCAGUACUUAAAAAUGGCUAUUUUUUCAAAAUAAAUGUAAUUGUUAAAUAUUAUAUAGAAUUUGUUUUAAUUCUGAUUGUGAUGUCUAGAAUUUAACCUGCUUAGAUUUAAGUGGCGAACAAUAGUAGCUAAAUUCUGGGGCCAUUUUUAUAGUUAUGGCUAUCUAUGUUGUUAUUUUAUUUUAGCAAAUAAAUUUAGAUACUUGCUUGAAUGUCAAUGAAUAGAAGCUAAAGUGGUAUGUGAAUCUGUCGUCAAUUAUGUAUUUUAAUUUGUAUAAGUUGUAAUUAUUUUUUUGUGAUGUUAUUGUUUUCUUAUCCCAUUAACAGUAUCGAAAUAUUAGUAGUUACAAAACCAAUUCAUUGUAUUUUGUAAAUUAAUUUGCCAAAGUGCCUAAUUAUAAAUUUAAACAUACAAAUAUGUAUGUAUGUGAAAUUACAGAUAUACAAUGUUUUUAUAUUCAAUGGGGCAUAUUGCCUGAAUGGAUAAAACAUGAGUAUUAAACUUUCUGUUUU
Molecule: messenger RNA, 5737 nt
Organism: Nezara viridula (southern green stink bug)
Lineage: Eukaryota; Metazoa; Arthropoda; Insecta; Hemiptera; Pentatomidae
Source: the annotation of a GenBank genome assembly